Messenger RNA from Oryza sativa Japonica Group (Japanese rice), 1116 nucleotides. The record is from RefSeq and is a predicted model, not a curated record. NCBI's taxonomy places the organism in Eukaryota, Viridiplantae, Streptophyta, Magnoliopsida, Poales, Poaceae.
CCCCCAAAAGGAAAAAAAAUAGGAAGAAAAAAAAAUCGAACAAAACAGAAGAGGGAGAAAGCUUGGGGAGGAGGAGCUCGUCGCGAUCGAUGGAGGUGGGAGCGAAGGUGCCCAAGAAGGCCGGCGCCGGCGGCCGCCGCGGCGGCGGCGGGCCGAAGAAGAAGCCGGUGUCCCGCUCCGUCAAGGCCGGGCUCCAGUUCCCCGUCGGCCGUAUCGGCCGCUACCUCAAGCAAGGCCGCUACUCCCAGCGCAUCGGCACCGGCGCCCCCGUCUACCUCGCCGCCGUCCUCGAGUACCUCGCCGCCGAGGUGCUCGAGCUUGCGGGGAACGCGGCGCGGGACAACAAGAAGAACCGGAUCAUCCCGCGGCACGUGCUGCUGGCGAUCCGCAACGACGAGGAGCUCGGGAAGCUGCUGGCCGGCGUCACCAUCGCGCACGGCGGGGUGCUGCCCAACAUCAACCCGGUGCUGCUCCCCAAGAAGACCGGCUCCGCCGCGGCCAAGGAGGCCAAGGAGGGUAAGACCCCCAAGUCGCCCAAGAAGGCCACCACCAAGUCGCCAAAGAAGGCGGCGGCCGCUUAGGGCACACGCAAUGCCGGCUUGGUGGUGGUGUCCCCCGCUUCCCUCUCCCUCUUGUCUGAACUGAAACGCUCCUAUCUGUUGUCAAUCGUCAUCAUCAUCGUCUUCGUUGCAUGCUAUAUCAUUUGUCGUGAAUCGGUUCGGUUGUUUGUACGUAAUUUGUGGUGUUUUCUGAAUAGAUGGACAGUCAAGCCAAUCAGUUUGUACCCGUGUAGGUUAACACCGGUGUAGGGUCGAGGAGUGUGGUCUGGGCAGAGGGAUGGGGGAACUGUGAAUUGUUAGAUGCUGCCUGUAAUAAUAUUGUUAAGAUUUGGAUAAUUUCGAACAAUUGAUCUGUGUUUGGUAGUGGAUGCACAUAUAUGCCUCCUGGUGGGUUAUUUGGUUCUUCGUUUGUGUUUGGGUAAUUAUUGAAAAUAGCAUUGCCAUUUGGGGUGCUUGGGUGGUUGGGGAAAUGCUGUUUCUCAUGUUAUGUAGUGGCACUUUUUAGCUUGAUAUCAUGUAAUGUGAUUGCUUUACAUACAUUAUGAGAUUGUAUUCA